Molecule: messenger RNA, 2072 nt
Organism: Phragmites australis (common reed)
Lineage: Eukaryota; Viridiplantae; Streptophyta; Magnoliopsida; Poales; Poaceae
Exons: 1
Coding region: 26-1654 (542 amino acids)
Source: RefSeq, a predicted model, not a curated record
AAAUGAACUGAGGGAUGUAUAUCGAAUGGUUUUGAUUGUUAAGAGAGGUAAAGUAUCUGAUUUUACGGUUAAUUGGAGAAAAACAGAUUCGGGCAGUAGUUCAGAGAGACAAAAUGGAUUUUUCCUUUUAAAAAAGAGAAAGGCCCAAUCGAACAGGCACAGGCAGCAGAAGCCCAUUCCUCUUGCAAACUUUGCCCAGGGGAUCCAGCAGCCUCUCACUCAACAACCCAAACCCCACGCCGGCGACCACUCCCCACUCAUGGCCGGCGACCCUCCAACCCCAGCCGCCCGUGCGGCGGAGGCGAACACCGAGGCGUCCCGCCUCCUGGCACUGGCAGAGUCCGAGCUCUCCGCGGGCCGCCUUCGUGCGGCGCGGAAGCACGCCCGCCGCGCCGCCCUCCUCGACCCGGCCUCCCCGCGCGCCGCCCUCAUCCUCACCGCCGCCUCCGUCCUCCUCGCCGACGCUUCCUCCCACCACGCAGUUAUCCUGCUGCCCUCGUCCUCGCCGCUCUCCGCCUCCGCUCUCCGCCGCCACUUCAAGUCCCUCGCCAAAUCCCUCCGCGUCCACCCCGACGACGCCGUCUCCUCGCCCGCCGUCGCCCGAGCCGCCGAGGAAGCGCUAGGCCGCGCCGCCUCCGCCUACGAGGCGCUCACGGCGCCCGCCCCAGUCCCGGCCACCUUCUGGACGGCCUGCGCCGGCUGCCGCCUCCUCCACGAGUUCGAGCGCAAGUAUGUGGGGUUCCGUCUCAUCUGCCCGUCCUGCCGCCGGAGCUUCCUCGCCACCGAGGUGCCGCCUCCUCCGGAGAUGGAAUCCCCUGCACCUGCGCCGCCGCCGGCCAAGAAGCCCAAGACCGAGAAGCCGGAGAUGACGCUCGCCGAGAUGCAGCUCCUGCUCGCUAAGAGAAGAGGAGCGAAGGACCACAAGGCUCCCAAGAGCUCAUCCAGAAGCGAGGCGGAGGAAGAGGACGACGAUGAGGUCGCGGAGGAGGAGAACAACCGUUUUGAGCUGAUGGCCGUUGAGGACUCUGACUUCUACAAUUUCGACGCCAACCGCGGUGAGAGGUGCGUCAAGAAAGGUCAGGUGUGGGCAUUGUACGGCGACGACGACGGCAUGCCACGACACUAUGCAUUGGUGGAUGGGGUGCUUCGAGGCAGCCAAUUCCGCGCACAGAUACGGUGGCUGGAUGGGGUGGAGGGGAAGCCAUGUGGGCAGUUCAAGGUUGGGAGAUUGGAGACUCUGCAUUCAGUGAACGUCUUCUCCCACCUGGUCGCCUGUGAGAGGGCAGCGAGGGAGCUCUACCGGGUUUACCCUAGGAAGGGCUCGGUCUGGGCGCUCCAUGGCAGUAAGGAGGGCAAUGCAGGGAGGAGAAAGUACAAUAUUGCGGUGUUCCUCAGUGGUUACAGUGAGCUGUAUGGUGCCAGCUUCGGCUACCUAGAGAAGGUGGAAGGUUUCAGGAGCAUCUUCACACGCCGGGACAUUGGUAGCCAUGCUGUCCACACCCUGCAGAAGGGUGAUCUUGGGGCACUUUCGCAUCAGAUACCGGUGAGGAAAGUGUCCAAGGGUGAAGGUUCAACGCUGCCUCCCGGGGAUUGCUGGGAGCUUGAUCCUGCAUCCUUGCCUGCCGAGUUGCUGCGUGUCGAACCACGGAAAUGAUAAAGGUUGGAAGUAGUUUAGUUGAUAUAGGAGUGUUCAUAGCAUAGAAAUUGCGGAAGAAGGUUGUAGGUUUGGUCUGCCCUGUCAGAUGUUGUGAAGAUGCAUCUGCUUUGCCAACUCUAGCUGGGCAUUGCUCCUUGUUUAUGAUUCUUCUUCAGGUUGGGGUUUAGAGAGCUUGAUAGUUGUAGGUUUGGUCUGCCCUGUCAAAUGUUGUGAAGAUGCAUCUGCUUUGUCAACUCUAGCUGGGCAUUGCUCCUUGUUUAUGAUUCUUCUUCAGGUCGGGGUUCAGAGAGCUUGAUAGUUGUAGGUGUUUCAGUGCCAGUUCUGCUGUCCACAGAUUGCACUGUAUGAAAUAUUGAAAUAAAUGAUCUUUAGAUAUUGACUGGACACUGCUGUAGUAAAGAAUGAUUUUUAGGAA